Messenger RNA from Sphaeroforma arctica JP610, 2640 nucleotides. RefSeq lists its product as hypothetical. The transcript is spliced from 13 exons. The record is from RefSeq and is a predicted model, not a curated record. Gene Ontology annotation, cellular component: nucleus; MCM complex. NCBI's taxonomy places the organism in Eukaryota, Ichthyosporea, Ichthyophonida. Bases 1 to 2013 code for a protein of 670 amino acids. Gene Ontology annotation, molecular function: DNA replication origin binding; single-stranded DNA binding; ATP binding. Gene Ontology annotation, biological process: DNA replication initiation; double-strand break repair via break-induced replication; DNA replication.
AUGUACUACAUAUACUAUUCUGCGCUGGCCUAUUGUGUACCGUACAGAGAGGACUUGCGGGCACAGUACAACUCCGGUAACUACUACCUGUCUGUGCAUGUGGAGCACCUGAGAAGCGCAAGCGAAUGGCUUGCUGAGCGAGUGCUGAACCACCCAGCCAAGUACCUGCCAAUCUUUGAGAAGGCGGCUAAGAAGGUUGUAGAUGAGAUCACACGCCCAAGGCCCAAUGACGACCCCGUCAAACCCAUCCAGAUCAUGCUCACCACAGACCGCAGUGCUACCACCAUCCGUGAAUUGGACUCGACGCAUGUGUCCCGUAUCGUGCGAGUGCCUGGGAUUGUCAUCAAAGCGAGUAAUAUUAUAGCCAAGGCCACCCACGUCCGCAUCGAAUGCCGUAACUGUGGAGAUGUGAAGGAUAUGACCAUCAGACCCGGUUUUUCGGGGGCCAUGUUGCCCCGCACGUGCGAUCGCACAGCCGUAGAAGGCGAGGAGAGAUGCCCCAUGGAUCCAUAUGAUAUCAUUGGCGACAAGUGCCAGUGCGUAGAUCAGCAAACACUCAAGCUGCAGGAGGCUCCGGAAAUGGUCCCUACUGGAGAGCUGCCAAGGCACAUCAUGUUAUCGGCCGAUAGAUUCCUUACUCGUCGAGUAACUCCAGGGAGUCGAGUGGAUGUGGUUGGUGUGUACGACAACUACCGCAACUACUCGAACGGAUCUAAGAGUAGCGGAGACACAGGCACCGUCAUCCCUUAUAUCCGAGUUAUAGGCUAUAUGCUGGAGGACGAUGCCAACAGCAGAUCCACUGCUCUCUCCAAAGAAGAGGAGAAGCAAAUGUCUGAGCUGAGCAAAGACCCCGAGUUGUAUGAGAAGAUCACACAGUCACUCGCACCGGAAAUCUACGGUAGCGAAGACAUCAAAAAGAGUAUCACGUGCCUACUGUUUGGUGGGUCGCGGAAAGAGCUACCCGAUGGCAUGCGCUUGAGAGGAGAUAUAAAUGUGCUGCUGUUAGGUGAUCCGGGUACGGCUAAGUCGCAGCUGCUGAAGAAGGUAUCGAAGCUCGCUCCGGUUGCCGUGUACACCUCUGGCAAAGGUAGUAGUGCGGCUGGUCUGACCGCUUCAGUAGUGCGAGAUACGUCGUCGCGCGAGUUCUAUCUUGAGGCGGGUGCCAUGGUUCUGGCUGACGGAGGCGUUGUGUGCAUUGAUGAGUUCGACAAGAUGAGGUUUGUAAAAAGGCUGCUACCUAAUCUAUUCAUGAGAUCCACUCAUGUGUGCAUACACAAACACUCUUUUCUCACACAAUGCACAUACACCGACGAAGAUACCAAACUAACUCACAUCAAAUCAGAUAAAGCCACCAUCUUGUCGCGUUUCGAUAUGAUCUACAUCGUCAAGGACGUCGCCUCAGAAGAACAGGAUAGCCGCAUAGCUAGGCACGUCACACGGUUCCACCAGAAUAUCACCACCACCAGUGAGGCUGCUCAAGGCCCUAUCGACGCAGACCUGCUGAGAAAAUACGUCAACUACGCCAGAAGGCAAUGCGGGCCACGGUUAAAUCCUGAAGCCAAAACCAGACUGAUUAACGAAUUCGUCAACAUCCGCUCACAGAAUAAGAGCACCCGUCGCACCAUACCCAUCACUGUCCGUCAAUUGGAAGCCAUCAUCCGUAUUUCCGAAUCUUUGGCCAAGAUGCGCUUAGCCCCGUUUGCGUCAUAUACAAAUGUUGAGGAGGCGUUGCGGUUGUUCCGUGUAUCGACACUGCAAGCCGCACAGAACGGAGAUGUAACUGGUAUGGAAGGGAUGGGCGUUGCAAAUGACAAUGAAGAGGUUCUUCGAGCCGAGAAAAGGAUUCAGAAGCGAUUCCCCAUUGGUGCCUCUGUGCGCGAGCGGGUGAUCCUGGAUGAUUUCGCCUCGAAGGACUUUUCUGAAUAUGCUGUGCGUAAGGCUAUAUGGGUCAUGUUGAAGCGCGGUGAACUUGAACAUCGAUUCCAAGGAAAAGUGCUUUACAGGAAGCGAUAGCGCUCGAAUCUAGAUACACACUACCCAACACGCUCAGCUCAUCGGAAGUAAGCUUGUGCUGAUCAUAUCCAUCCCGGGCACACAUAACUCGCAUGUGACGCUGUGUCUACUUCAACACUCCUUUGGAGGCUGACCUCCACCGUACUUUAGUAGGUAAGUAUGGCGUCAAACACAGGCAAGUGGAUAAUCGAAUUGGUAUCCAGUAUCGCUUAGGCCUCAGACUGUGAAUCGACAGCAUCUAAAUUUUCAGUGGGGAUUGCAGUACAUCACUGCGAGUCUCGAUUGGUGACCUUUCGCUUUUCGGGAAAGCUAUAGUUGUGUAUACAUACUGCAUAAACCAGGAUGUCUGGGUGACGUCCGGCGCGGGCGACGUGAGGACCGCUUAUAUACAUACCCAAAUACAUAGUGCUUAGCGGAGAGAUUUAGCUCCACUCUAAGUUGCUGUGCAGCAAGUGUCUAGCGCUCAGCCGGUGGCACGUCCUAAGGAAGCAAAGCCAUUAUGAACUGUAGAAUUCAUGGAAUCGCCUGAAUUUGCGUAUAAAAUUAAUAUAUGAAUCCCGUAAUCCAGACUGCUGGCUGUAUCAUUCUGACACGCUGGUAUGUUGGAAUGGUUCCGUUUGUUUCAAA